GUUAUUACAUCCCUCACUCUUACCAAAACACAAGAAGAAGAAAAAGCAAGACACAAAUCACAUUGUCUCGAGACUCAACCUUCCUCGCUGAAACACACGAGAUUUGCCAAUUUCUUCAAUUCUCCAUUUUCUAUCGUUAAUAAGAAAAUCAAAUGCCGAUCGUUAGUUCAAAAUCAUGGAUCCUUCAUGGUCUAGCUGCGGGAGCUGCAAUGGCCGCGGCUCUCGGGGCUCGAGCGUAUCUUGGCCGAUCCGGCAAGUUUCGGAGCCGGGUCAUUGGCAUUAUACCAGCCCGUUUUGCUUCCACUCGCUUCCAGGGUAAACCCCUCGCUCAUAUCUUGGGCAAGCCCAUGAUCCAGAGAACAUGGGAAAGGGCAAAACUUGCUGCUACCUUGGAUCACGUUGUUGUGGCAACAGAUGAUGAAAAGAUAGCUGCGUGCUGUCAAGGUUUUGGUGCUGAAGUAAUAAUGACUUCUGAAUCAUGUAGAAAUGGAACCGAGCGUUGUAAUGAAGCUCUUCAAAAGCUUGCAAAGAAGUAUGACAUUGUCGUUAACAUUCAAGGAGAUGAACCACUUAUUGAACCUGAGAUAAUAGAUUGCAUAGUCAAAGCUCUGCAGGCUGCACCAGACGCGGUCUUUAGCACUGCUGUGACGUCUUUGAAACCUGAGGAUGCAUUUGAUCCAAAUCGUGUUAAAUGUAUGGUUGAUAAUCGUGGUUAUGCAAUCUAUUUUUCCCGGGGAUUGAUCCCUUAUAACAAGUCUGGCAAGGUUAAUCCUCAGUUUCCUUACUUGCUGCACCUUGGAAUUCAGAGCUAUGAUUCGAAGUUCCUGAAAAUAUAUCCAGAAUUGGAACCUACACCAUUGCAACUUGAAGAAGAUCUUGAACAGUUGAAGGUCCUUGAGAAUGGAUACAAGAUGAAGGUGAUAAAAGUUGACCAUGAAACUCAUGGUGUUGACACUCCGGAAGACAUAGACAAGAUAGAGCGGUUCAUGCGGGAGAGGAACUUGUCUUAGAGCAGAGUAAGUUUAUAUUGGAUGACUUUGGUGUUGUAUAGAGCUAUAGAUUUGAGCUUUCUGGAGGCCGUUCUUAAUUGGAAUUAAUGCACAAUUGAUGUUACUGAAUUAUACAUGUGAAGAUGAAAGAACAAUCCUGCAAAUAGUUCAUAUUUUGGCGUUUUUGAUGUAUAUUGUCUUCAACCUUACUGGGGAGUAGGGACUAGUCCAUCGAUUUGCUAGGUUAUGUGUUUCUUAUUCUUUCAGUGGUGGAAUACUGGAAUUUGGGUUGUCUACAAGGCACCCCUCUGUCUGUGCUUAACACUACAUUGCGUGGAAGCGCUUUAGAGGUACAAGCUGACUGUUUACAGAUUUUUUCCUAGGGUGUGAAUAAGAUAUUCUGUUUUGCACUGGUAGCAUCUGAGUUUACUUUGGAUUUUCUUUGUUGUCGCCAGUAUGUAAAGUUAAAUGGAUUGAGUUGGUAAUGAUAGUCGGGCAUUGGGUUGGA
Molecule: messenger RNA, 1497 nt
Organism: Nicotiana tabacum (common tobacco)
Lineage: Eukaryota; Viridiplantae; Streptophyta; Magnoliopsida; Solanales; Solanaceae
Product: 3-deoxy-manno-octulosonate cytidylyltransferase, mitochondrial
Cellular component (GO): cytosol
Molecular function (GO): 3-deoxy-manno-octulosonate cytidylyltransferase activity
Source: RefSeq, a predicted model, not a curated record